AUGGUACAGCCCGACGUCUACUCUGUGAUGAUAGUCUCCAAAUACUUUUCAACUGUUGAAGACUUCAAGAGAUUAGUCUUUGUGUGUCGAAAGAUGAAGGAGAUUCCAUUGAUGUUUCAUUUCAACCCGGUCCAAGUGGAUCACAAGACUCAAAGGAUCUUUCCAAAUAUGGAAACCAUUUACUUGUAUUUUCCUUUAAAUGAAGAAGAAGAAGGGAGUGAUGAAAAACUCGAUACAAUAGAUGAUAAAUAUAAAACAUUAGAAUUAUAUAAUAAAGUAGUAGUUUGGUAUGAAAUUGACUGUGGUACAUAUGAGAAGUUUAAAAGCCCAAAGAUAGAGUUUAAGCGCAUCACAUACUCUCUGAAUGAUAAUUGGACUAAAGGAGUUGAAUUUCCUGACUAUGUCAAUAGAAUUGGGGAUUUGUCUUUAAGAGAAUUGAUCAUAGAAAAGGACAUCGUCUUCCCUGAUAAGAUCACAUCUCUUGGGAAUGCGAUAUUCCACCACUCUGAAGGCCCUCGACACGUCAAAAUAUCAAAGAACGUGAGAGAACUCCCAGGAACUUUUUAUAUGGCUGAUUACUUAGAAGAAGUUGACUUGUCGAUGAUAACAACAAUUGGGGAGGAUGGAUUAUAUGGAUGUAAUCAUAUGACGUCCCUCACACUUUCAAGCGACUUAGAAACGAUUGGGGAGAACGCGUUGAACCACUGCGACAAACUCAAAGAAAUCAAUUGCGACGGGCUGAGGGAAGUGAACGACCCAAUUCCUUUAUUUGUAGCAAAGAUGUUGAGAAAGAAAGGAGUGAGAGUGAAGAAGACAACGUACACAGAAAGAGACUAUUUAGAAAACAAACUGGACUUCCCAGAAGACUUAUAUAGUAUCGAACAUCUGUGUUUUGUAUAUCAAGAGAUGAACGAUCUUAUUAUUCCUACUACGGUGAGAAUAAUUCAAAAAAACUCGCUGCCGCCAGGACUUACAAGGUUGGUCAUUCCGUCAACGGUCGAGAUUAUGAGUAAUCAAAUUAUCAAUGGAGAAAAUCUGGAGGAACUUGAAUUCUAUGAAGAAACUAUAUUUGAUGGAAACCCAUUUGGAGAUAUCAGUGGCGUAACGAAACUGACAUUUAAUAAUAAGGUGUGUAAACACAGGGUGGGUGUGACAACAGCUGUAAAGAUGAAAGAGUUUGGUAUUGACGCAAUUAACUGCACUAUGACAAAUUCAGACGAAAUGGAAGACGGAGUUAUUCCACCAGAAGUCAGAAUUAUAGCAAAUAAUAUGUAUUGGAGUUUUUUUGACGACAAUAUAACAGUUGUCAUUCCGUCAACAGUUAGAGAGAUUGAAAAAGGAGCACUUGACGAAUCAAUACAAUAUGUCUUUGAAAAUCAAAACCAUUCUUUUUUAGAUAAUUAA
Messenger RNA from Entamoeba invadens IP1, 1404 nucleotides. RefSeq lists its product as hypothetical. The coding region runs from base 1 to 1404 and encodes 467 amino acids. NCBI's taxonomy places the organism in Eukaryota, Evosea, Mastigamoebida, Endamoebidae. The transcript has a single exon. The record is from RefSeq and is a predicted model, not a curated record.